CUUCACUGUGGAAGCUUGAUUGCUUCUGUUGUGUAGUGUUAUCGACUGAUUUUAUACUUUUAACUUAUGUUGUUCAUUAUCAACUUAAAAUGCUGGGCAAGAACUGGUUAGAAGGACUGCUUGAAGUGGAUUCAUACUGAAGAUGGAGGUGGAAGUGAACAAAUGGGAAAUCAUUUAUGUUCCGGACACCCCACCUUGUCUGAUAAACCAACAACCCACCGUUGAUGUGUUCGCUUCAUUGAUAGAGCCAAAGCUUGCCAAUACUCUUGUGAGGCGGUUGAAUCAAAUUGCACCAUUGGAGAAUCUUCGCCAUGUGAAGCGGAUAAGGAAGAAUUGCAUUGAAGGAGGAAAACCUCAGUUAUCUGUUAUCUUAUGUCUUGCACUUGAAAGUGAGAAUCAGUCUGGAACCAUUCCAAAUGACAUACUUGAGCUAAUAAACGCCUAUCAGUUGAGUCCUUUCAUUACAAAAGUGGGUCAUCCUUCUGCAUUAUUUCUUUUUAGGUGAAUUUUUGGCUGUUACUAUAUUGUGAACUUUUUGGUAGUAUAUGUGAUUUUUAAUAUGUAUAGCUGAAAUGAGAAUGUUGAGAGGUAUGUGCAGGAAUACUAGGAUAGAUAGGGUAAGGAAUGAGAAUAUUAGAUAUGAAGUGAGGGUUGCACCAAUCCAUGACAAACUCUGCGAGAGCCGUUUGAGGUGGCAUGGUCAUGUCCAAUGGAGACCAAUGGAGGCCCCAGUACGGAAGAGUGACCAGAUUCAUUGGGAAAGCACUAGAAGAAGUAAGGGCAGACCUAAGAUGACUAUUAACAAGGUGGUACGAAAAGAUAUGCAAAUUGUAGGGCUCGAUCCUAGUAUGACUUCGGAUUGAGUUUUGUGGAGGACAAGAACCCGUGUUGCUGACCCCCUAUAAGGGAUGUUUCCAUGAUGUGUCUCUAUAUUCUACGAUACCCUCUAAACUUUUUUCUCCUUUUAACUUAUCUUUUAUGCUUCAUUACUUUCUAUUACUUUACUCCAUUGGAUCCAUGUAGCCGUGAUGCAGUUGCACGAUGGACUUAGGAAAGAAAUAUCUUUUGAUUUGAUUUUCUAUUAUUUUAGAAUUAAUUUAUUUUUAAAUUAGCUAGCUUCUAAUUUUAGAAUAGUUUCCAUUAAUUGUUUGAUUUUUCCUUUAUAUUAGUCAUAUAAUAGAGAAGAACUCAGUUUUGAGAUUUUGAAGUUAUUUUUAAAGAAUUGAAAGUUGGAAUGAAUGCCAUGGCUACCGUGAAGCUUGCAUCUCCCCCUUCCCAUCUCUGAACUUCUCUUCUUCUCCCUCUCUUGUCUCCUUCAACUUAAGUUUGAUAAGUUUAUGGAAGAGAUGAUUGCCUUUAUGAAGAGGUCCGACAAGCGAGCUGAAGAAGGAUCUUCUACAUUACCUCCCCAGCUCAACACUUUUCGGAUCGAAGAUACACCUCAGAGGCAGCAACUUGAUCCAGUUGUUCCCCAGGAUGUUACCCGACAAUUUUCUGACAGAGAUUAUGGCAUCAAA
Molecule: messenger RNA, 1517 nt
Organism: Macadamia integrifolia
Lineage: Eukaryota; Viridiplantae; Streptophyta; Magnoliopsida; Proteales; Proteaceae
Product: tRNA-specific adenosine deaminase TAD3-like
Exons: 5
Coding region: 143-505 (120 amino acids)
Source: RefSeq, a predicted model, not a curated record